GCGGUCUCGGAGGUGGCGUCCCGGGCGACCAGCGCCAUGGCCACGGUGCGGGAGAAGGCGGCCGCGUUGAACCUCUCCACUCUGCACAGCCCGACCCAGAAGCCUCCCGGUUUCAGUGUGGCCCAGAAGCCAUUUGGAGCCACUUAUGUAUGGAGCAGCAUUAUAAAUACUCUUCAGACCCAAGUGGAGGUGAAAAGACGAAGGCACCGGUUGAAACGCCACAAUGACUGCUUUGUUGGUUCCGAAGCUGUUGAUGUCAUUUAUUCUCACCUAAUGCAGAAUAAGUACUUUGGGGAUGUCGACAUUCCCCGGGCCAAAGUAGUGAGAGUGUGUCAAGCACUCAUGGACUAUAAAGUAUUCGAAGCAGUUCCAACCAGAGUCUUUGGAAAAGACAAAAAACCUACGUUUGAAGAUAGUAGCUGCAGCCUUUACAGAUUCACAACCAUGCCUAACCAAGAUAGUCAACUGGGCAAAGAGAACGAAGUAUAUUCACCUUCCAGGUAUGCAGAUACUUUAUUUAAGACAUCUGAUAUCAAAUCAGACAGCUUGGAGGAUCUAUGGGAAAAUCUCAGUUUAAAGCCUACUAAUUCCCCUGGUGUAAAUAUGUCUGCAACUUUGUCUCCACAAGUUAUUAAUGAAGUAUGGCAAGAAGAGACAAUUGGGCGUCUAUUACAACUUGUAGACCUUCCGUUUCUUGACUCUUUACUCAAACAAGAGGUGGUACCUAAAGUUCCUCGACCUAAGAGGCAGUCUGACCUGGUCAACAGCAGUAACUAUCUGGAUCGAAGGAUUCUCAAGGCUUAUAGUGAUUCUCAGGAAGAUGAAUGGCUCUCUGCAGCAAUCGAUUGCCUAGAAUAUCUUCCAGACCAGAUGGUGGUGGACAUAAGCAGAAAUUUUCCUGAGGAAGCAGACAGAACAGACUUAGUGAAGGAACUUCUGUUUGAUGGCAUUGCCAAAUAUUAUGGUAGCAGAGAACCACUAUUAAAUCACUUAGCUGAUGUUCAUAAUGCAAUUGCGGAACUCCUAGUAAAUGGAAAGACUGAAAUAGCGUUAGAAGCUACUCAGCUCUUUCUGAAGCUUCUGGAUUCCCAAAAUAGAGAAGAGUUUAGAAGACUACUGUAUUUCAUGGCCAUUGCAGCACAUCCUUCUGAAUUUAAAUUACAGAAAGAAAGUGACAACAGAAUGGUUGUGAAAAGGAUAUUCUCAAAAGCUAUUGUCAACAAUAAAAAUUUAUCCAAAGGCAAAACUGACCUUCUGGUACUCUUUUUAAUGGAUCACCAAAAAGAUGUUUUCAAGAUUCCUGGAACUCUACAUAAAAUUGUCAGUUUUAAACUUAUGGCCAUACAGAAGGGAAAAAAUCCAGAUAAAGACAUAGGCUAUAUUUACUGCCAGAGAAUGGAAGAAAGUGACUAUUCCAGAAGUACACAGAAAACAACCAAAGACGAGCUAUUGAAUUUAUUGAAGACUAUUGAUGAAGACUCAAAACUGUCUGCCAAAGAGAAGAAGAAAUUGCUAGGUCAGUUCUGUAAGUGUCAUCCAGACAUCUUCAUUGAAUAUUUUGGAGAUGGAGUUUCUAAUGUCUGUAUAUAAGUUUUGUAUUUUAAUAAUAAAUUAUGUAUCCUAAAGAUCCACUCAUACUUGUAAGCAUGGACGUUCUAAAUAUGUACUUAAUAAAAAUUUUUCAUAAC
Messenger RNA from Dipodomys ordii (Ord's kangaroo rat), 1688 nucleotides. It is a transcript of the gene Depdc7, whose product is annotated as DEP domain containing 7. The coding region runs from base 37 to 1590 and encodes 517 amino acids. NCBI's taxonomy places the organism in Eukaryota, Metazoa, Chordata, Mammalia, Rodentia, Heteromyidae. The record is from RefSeq and is a predicted model, not a curated record. Gene Ontology annotation, biological process: intracellular signal transduction. The transcript is spliced from 9 exons.